Messenger RNA from Sturnus vulgaris (Common starling), 4560 nucleotides. RefSeq names its product multiple inositol-polyphosphate phosphatase 1 (gene MINPP1). Gene Ontology annotation, molecular function: inositol phosphate phosphatase activity; acid phosphatase activity. NCBI's taxonomy places the organism in Eukaryota, Metazoa, Chordata, Aves, Passeriformes, Sturnidae. The record is from RefSeq and is a predicted model, not a curated record.
AUGGCGCCUCGCUGGGAAGCCGCUCUGGUGCUGCUGCUCCUUCUCGUCCUGCCGCCGGCCAGCGCGGGGCUGAGCGGCUACUUCGGCACCAAGUCCCGCUACGAGGAGGUGAACCCGCACCUGGUGAGCGACCCGCUGUCGCUGGGUCCCGGGGCGGGCGGGUCGCUGCCCUCCUCCUGCACUCCGCUGCAGCUCCGCGCCGUGCUCCGGCACGGCACCCGCUACCCCACGGCCGGGCAGGUCCGCCGGCUGGGCGAGCUGCACUCCCGGCUGCUCCGCCGGGCCGCGGGAGCCGCCGCCUGCCCCGCCGCCGCCGCGCUGGCCGACUGGCCCAUGUGGUACGAGGAGAGCCUGGACGGGCGGCUGGCGCCGCAGGGCCGGCGCGACAUGGAGCAGCUGGCCCGGCGCAUGGCCGCCCGCUUCCCCGCGCUCUUCGCCGCCCGCCGCCGCCUGGCGCUGGCCAGCAGCUCCAAGCACCGCUGCCUGCAGAGCGGGGCCGCUUUCCGCCGCGGGCUCGGGCCCUCCCUCGACUUCGGCGGCGACGAGGUGGAAGUUGAGGUUAACGACUCCCUGAUGCGGUUCUUUGAUCACUGUGCCAAGUUUGUAGCCCUGGUGGAGGACAAUGACGCGGCCAUGUGCCAGGUGAACGCCUUCAAAGAGGGGCCUGAGAUGAAGAAGGUCCUGGAGAAGGUGGCCAGUGCUUUGUGUUUGCCAGUGGAGGACCUAAAUGCAGAUCUUGUUCAAGUGGCUUUUCUCACCUGCUCGUACGAGCUGGCCAUAAAAAAUGUGACCUCCCCGUGGUGUUCACUCUUCAGCGAAGAAGAUGCCAAGGUACUGGAAUAUCUGAACGACCUGAAGCAAUACUGGAAGAGAGGAUAUGGCUACGACAUCAACAGUCGCUCCAGCUGCAUUUUAUUCCAGGAUAUCUUCCAGCACUUGGACAAAGCAGUGGAAGAGAGCAAAAGCUCCAAACCCAUUUCUUCUCCUUUGAUUGUCCAAGUUGGGCACGCAGAGACCCUCCAGCCCCUGCUUGCCCUGAUGGGUUACUUCAAAGAUGACGAGCCUCUCCUGGCCAGCAACUACGCCCGGCACGCGGAGCGGAAAUUCCGCAGUGGCCGCAUCGUGCCUUACGCAGCCAACCUGGUGUUCGUGCUCUACCACUGCGACCAUGUGAACGCCUCCCAGGAGGAGUACCAGGUGCAGCUGCUGCUCAACGAGAAACUGCUGUCCUUCCAUCACUCCAACGAGACCACCUCCACCUACAUGGACCUCAAGCACUACUACAAGGACCUCCUGGAGAACUGCCACUUCAAAGAGGAGUGCGAAUUGCCCAAAGUCAAUGUCACUGCUGUGGAUGAGCUGUGAGGGAAUGAAACGGUCAAACUGGUCUGGGUUCAGUUCCACAGGCAUUGGGAACAAGCACUUUGGAUGAUUUGCUGCUGCUGUGUAGACUUUCUAACCUUGCAGAUUUGGGGGGGUUGUCUCAGCUCAGUGCACUGGUUCUCUGUUGCGUAAGCAGAGCUGCAUAAACAACUGCUGUAAUGGGGAAGUUGUAACAAAUGUGUGAUGCAAGACAAAUACCUGUGUUUAUGUGUGCAAAUAAGCUGAUUUCAUUGGUCACUGCUGUUAUGAACAGGCCAUAGACAGAUUUAAGAGCUGGGGCAGCUUCUAUUUUAUAAGAUGUGAAGGUAGUUGGACUGAUUCAGUGUUGCUUUGUGCUGCCUAUGUUUCUAGCUGCUGUUCUUCCUGUGCCACGCAUGAAAUAUUUCGAACUUUUUUUUUGAUCCUUUUCCCAAGCUUCUAGAAGGGAGAGGGUACAUAGUUCUUCUCCACAGCUGCACAACUUCUGCCUGGACAGCACCAUUUCUAUUUUGGGCAUUUUAAAUCGGGAGUUCCUGCAUGCAUCACCUGCUUGAAAAGGGGCAAGGAAUUAAAAGUCUUAAGGUCAUCCUUGACCCAUCCUGCAUAGCGAGAUAGUCUCCAGGGUAAGUAAAUUAUCCUUAAAAAGAAGUAGGAAAAAAAAAGUGAGGGAGUGGAAAUUAGCCACUCUUCCUUUAAAGUGCUCUGGGACAUGCAGCAGUUUUUCUCUAAAUACUCUGGAGUGUCCUUUCACUAACACCAUUCAUUUCUGGUGUUAUUUGGGCCAGGGCAUUCAGGUUAGGCUGUGCCAUGGCUCUGAGUCCCUUGGUCCUGGCCAGGUGCUGACAGUUUUCCUACCAGGUCUGGCUGGAAAGCACCUCUGAUGUCUCCAGCCUCCUGUUUGAAAUGGCAUUUGUUGCUAACUCUAAAUCCAGGUUUUUGAACUGUGUAAAGAUUGGGCUGAGGAUUGACUUCUGCUAACUUUAAGGCAUAAAACAAGCUGCCACUUACGUAGGCCUUACACAUUUGAUGUGCCACCUUGCUUUUGAAAUGCAGCUGGUUUUAAAGAGGUGAAUGGCAUAGAAGAACUGGUAAUAUGUUAAAGCAACUGCACUUUAAGUAGGUUCCCUUAUGCCUGAAGGCUGGGAAGUAUUUUAGAGCUCUGCAGUGUGACAGUAAAAGGAAAACUGAAGAUAAGUGAUGAGAAAUGUCUGAAUCAAGUCAAAGAUUCCUUCAUCACCUGCAAGGCAAUGACUGUUUGACCAAGUUGCCCCAAAGCAAAUUAAGGUAUGGAUUUAUGGUGCUGGUAGCUCUUGAAGUGUGCACUUUCACCAUCUAAUGAGCAUUCAGAGCUCACCCUGUCAAGUGGGGUUUGUGUUGCUGUGUUUCCUGGGAGGAAGACUGGGAGUAAGUGAUUGCUGCAGCACAGCCUGCAGCAGUUCAGGGUAUAAAUGUCUAUAGUGAACCUGCUAAGUCCUUUCUGUAGGCUCACCCCACGGACUGGGGACUUAGCUGCUGCAAAAACAGAUGCAGAAAAAAGAAAGCUAAACUCCAAGUUGACAAGUUACACUUGGUGUAUGUUUUUAUAAAAAUUUUUUCUUGAGGACUCAGCCUUUUGUCACUUUUUUCUUAAUAUACCUUAUAUAAAAGCAGUUCAUGUUUACAUACCUGUAAGUUAAGGAGCAAUUGAACACCUGGGUUUUGCUUUUGUUCUCUGAGUUAAGGGCAUUUCCCUGCCUGUGGUUGAAGGGCCCUGUUUGAUUAGUGCACCACUUGCUGCAGAGACCAAGAGAUCACUGAAGAUACUGGUUCAAAUAUUGCAGCACGUGCCUGUGUUAAAUCCACAGCUCUUUUUGAAGCUGGGGAAAUGGCUAGGGAGGAGUACAGUGCUGCAACAAGCAGAGGAAUAUAGGUCAGGAUAAUUGUCAGCCCUUGCAUAUGAGUACUGCUCAAUCACCUUUGCAUGUCUCCUUUUUCACAUGAUCCUACCUUGGGACUAAGUCAACUGAUGGAAGUGGUUGUGACAGAUCCCAGUUAGGAACUUUGUUGCAACAUUUGAGUCAGGCUACAAAGAAAUAAGCCUUUGUUUAAUGGCAGUUAAGUUUGGAAAGAGCAGAUAGGAGAGUGAGAAAAUCCGCCUUUGAACAAAUAUUUUCUGUGAGUCAGUGAUGAUUCAUGAACAAAAGACAUGAAAGCCUGACUAUGGGAGAUGAAUGGAGGAUUCUGUUGUCAGUUCAGCAAGACUGCUUUUAAGACAUCACAUUUGUUAAAAGAUACAUCCUUCUUCCUUAUGGAGGGAGGAAUCCAUUGCACUUGACUGCUUUUUUUGAUUGUGUGCCAGAUGAGGUGCAGGAACCAAAAAACUCCUAUUAUGGAGUAUCCUUUGUGCAUUAGCAGGUUCAUUGUGUGUUUAAAUUCUGUGGGUGAUGCCUCAGAGGCUGUUCCCUGUUUCACCUUGGAGCCCAGGUCCAUCGUACCUCCACAAGUAUCUCUUUAGUGGCUGCCAGCAAUUAAGUGGAGAGGAAAAUGUGCUGUCGGUGCUCUGUGUUUUGAGGAUGCUCUUGACUCACUCCUCUGGCAAAAUUAGAGGCUUAGUGUUGAAACUUUGCACCAUUGUGGCACUGUAGAAGUGUUGGGAAAUGUAAAUACUCCAGGCACUUAUUCUGGUUCUUAGCACUGGGAAGGUGACUUCACUCUGAUCCUUUUGACUAAUAAAGACAUUUGUUUAGAUACUUUAAAAAAAUCUAAAAUGGAUCAAAAUGCUUCUCCAGAGUUGGGCACUAGCUCAGUAUGCAGUGUUUGAUCAGGCUGCCACAUCUCCUAACUCUGCACAUUCCCACAUCCUGCAAAAGUCCUGCAAGAUAAAUAAUGCUUUCUGGUCCUUCCUGUGCCUUGGGAGGCCUCAUCUGAGACCUCUGUCAAGGACUCUUUGCAACCUUUCUGAAACUGGAAGCUUUCACUGAUGGAAAUACCAACAGUGUUCUUGUAUGCUGGCCUCCAAUAUGUGUGAUGUACGUUUAAAUUUGUUAAAUGUUUAAUCUUUCUGGCAAGUAAAUUUUUUUCUGUCUGCUAAGAUUUGCUGUUCUGGUUAGUGUGGAGCUGCCAAAUGGAGGUUUGUAAUGAUCUGGUAGUAACUGGAUGAAUUUGGAGAACUUGUGGAUUUUAAGUGCUGUGAAAUAAAACUGCACACUUUCUUUGUCU